Porites lobata is the source of this 1791-nucleotide messenger RNA. The record is from the annotation of a GenBank genome assembly. NCBI's taxonomy places the organism in Eukaryota, Metazoa, Cnidaria, Anthozoa, Scleractinia, Poritidae.
GAUAUCAAUGAGUGCAAGCGUGGCAAUGGUGGCUGUCAUCAGCAAUGCAUGAAUACCCAAGGAAGCUACUACUGUAAAUGCAAAACAGGGUUCAAAAUACCGUCAUACGACAGAAGUGGAAGGAGCUGCAUUGGUAAGCAAGGAAAUGAAAUCAUUUACAUUCCAUAAACAGACACACGCACAACGAGCCUCAGGUUUUUUGAAAACUGCAUUAUCUCUAACGAAACACUUGUAGACACAAUGUUAUAAUUACCACCUUUAUUAUUAUUAUUAUUAUUAUAUUAUUAUUGUUGUUGUUGUUGUUGUUGUUGUUUUUCAAAAAUAACGAAAAUGAAAUAGAGUAGCGUUUUGUUACAUUGAGUGUCACGGCGUUAAGACCUCAAGACGGUCAUUCAAAUUGUCAAGUUCAAUUUUUCCCAUAAGUUUUAGGGGUCCAUCAUUUUACAGAGUUUAGUGGUGGUUAAGAGGUGGUUGCGGUGGUAGUAGUGGUAGUAGCGGUAGUAGUAGCUACAGGAAAAUGCAAGACGUGUUCUUUAUAUAUAAAUAUACAUGUCAUUCAGUACAACGGCCAAAGCAAACAUUUAAAUUUUAACCGUAAUCAUAGUUUGUACCCAAUACAGAUAUCAAUGAAUGUGAAGAUAAGAACGGUGGCUGUCAUCACGAAUGUGUAAACACCCAAGGGAGCUUUUCUUGCAAAUGCAAAACAGGAUUCUUCCCAGUAUGGUUCGGCAGAAACCUCUGCCUUGGUAAGCAACGGAAAGAUUGGGAUUGUUAAAGAUACAUCCGUUUAAUGUUGGAUACUUCAAGGAUGGCAAUUACAUUAACAACACUUACCUGAUUGUUACAUGACUUAAAUAUGUAGUACUGUUUAAGAUAGUGGUAGUGGAAGUGGUAACUUGACACCAGGCACAACUUAAGUAACCCUCAUACAUUCUCACUGAAAUUGAUCAUUACUAUCUUAAGAAUGCUCGACAUUUUAUUUGAUAGGACUGAGUAUCGUUUGCAUAUCAUAAUUCUUGAUAUGAAACGAAAGCCGAAUUCAAUUAGUGUUUUAUUCAUUCAAUCUAUUAAACUACUGUAAGUGUACAAGCCCAAGACAUGCCUACAUAGAAUGUUAAAUUCCCCGUCUUCAAAAUAUUUGUCUGAAUCUCGCAAUUUUCGUCAUGCGCAAUUCUCGUCAUUCGUCAUUCCAGUAGAAAUUUUUGAGCAUUUUCGCUUCAGUUGUGAGGCCGCAGUAUUUCCGACUAUUUUGUUUAAGCUUAUCGUGUGAAAUCUCCCACCAUUUUCCCAACUCUGCGGCUUCAAAACAACCGACCCACAGCGCCUCUACUUUGUUCCUUUUUCAGUCUUCUAGCUUACUAUUGACGUUUAUUGUAUAAGAUGCAAGCAAAGAUCUUUCAAAUUUAGGUUAACGUUAGCUGGCUAUUAAAAACAAGCCAUGGGAUGUAUGCCAAUCAGAAAGGGAGAAAAUUUUAUAUAUAUAUAUAUAUAUAUAUAUAAACAGUUGUAUAUAAGUUCGAGGUUCUUAUUUUUCCUUCUCUACAAAGAAAGAACAAGCCUUUCUUAUUGCAGAGCAGUGCAUCAUACUGUGCCAAUUUGAUUUCUCGCACAGAUGUAAAUGAAUGUCACCAGAAGUUUAAAGGCGACUGCAGCCAUGAAUGUGUCAAUACUCGAGGAAGCUACUAUUGUAAGUGUCCAAAUGGAUUCCUAAUGUCACAAGACAACAAGACUUGUAAAUGUUUAAAAGGUUUCCAGGAGUCGGAAAACAGGACCAUGUGCUUGGGUAAGUAG